Messenger RNA from Camarhynchus parvulus, 2024 nucleotides. Its product is annotated as putative per-hexamer repeat protein 5. Gene Ontology annotation, molecular function: calcium ion binding. NCBI's taxonomy places the organism in Eukaryota, Metazoa, Chordata, Aves, Passeriformes, Thraupidae. The record is from RefSeq and is a predicted model, not a curated record. The annotation marks the transcript as partial. The transcript is spliced from 10 exons.
GGGUUUUUGGGGGGCUCAGGUGCGCCCGCGCCGGGCACAACGGCGGCGGCCGCUGCCUCGAGGGGGGGCUCAGCGGGCCCCGGCACGGUGUGACCCAGGCGUGCGGCGCCGGCGGAAUUUGGGCUUUCCUGAGCUGCCCCCCCGAGGACGAGUGCGAGAACGGGCACCACACCUGCGGCCCCAGCCAGGUGUGCCGGGACCUGCCCGAGGGCUUCACCUGCACCUGCAGGGCGGGCUACAGCCUGGACAGCCGCACAGGUGAGUGCCGCCCCGUGUGCCGCCAGGGCUGUGCCAACGGCACCUGCGUGGAGCCCGACAGGUGUCGCUGCCACUUCGGCUUCGUGGGCGGCGACUGCGCCACGCCCUGCGCCUGCAACGGCCACAGCGACUGCGCCGGCCCCGCGGCCCGGGACACCUGCCUCAGGUGUAUGAACAACACCCAGGGCCCGCAGUGCGAGCGGUGCCGCCCGCUGUUCGUGGGCUCCGCCCUGGCCGGGGGCACCUGCCUCACCUGCCGCUCCUUCUGCCGCCACCGCGCCGACGUGUGCGUGAGCCGCGCCCAGCUGGAGCGGCACCGCCGCGACCCCGACAGGUACCCCCUGGAGCCGCACCUGCUGCACACCUGGGUGUCGGAGGGCCCCAGCGAGGCGCAGGCCGUGUGCGUGAACUGCCAGAACAACAGCGUGGGGGACAGGUGUGACACCUGCCGGCCCGGCUUCUUCAUGCUCGAUGGCACCUGCACCAGGUGCCAGUGCAACGGGCACGCCGACACCUGCAACGAGCUGGACGGCACCGGGUGCCCCUGCCAGAACAACACGGAGAGCGGAGCCUGCCCCGAGCGCCGGACUGCUACCGGCACCAGUGCUCCAAGUGCCGCGACUCCUUCCAGGGCCACCCCGUGGGCGGCCAGCAGUGCUACCGCCUGCUGUCGGUGGAGCAGGAGUACUGCCUGGACCCGGCGUCGCAGAGCCACUGCUUCCCGCCGCCGCAGCGCCGCCCGCUGCCGCCCGGCCGCUCCGUGCCCUUCGCCGUGCAGCCCAAGUUCACCAACGUGGACAUCCGCGUCACGCUGGACGUCACCUUCGGCGCCGUGGACCUCUACGUGGCCACCCGCCACUGCGGGGCGCGCGGGCGGGCGGUGGCACCUUUGGGACCUUUGGUGGUCAAGGGGGGGUGGCGGUGGCACCUUUGGGACCAGCGGUGGCACCUUGAGGUCUUCAGGAAGCGGUGGUGACACCUUUGGGACCGGCGGUGGCACCUUCAGGGCUUCGGGGAGUGAUGGUGGCGCCUUUGGGACCCUUGGUGGUCAAGGAGGGGGUGGUGGCACUUUGAGAUCUUCAGGAAUUGGUGGUGACACCUUCGGGACUGGUGGUGGCAGCUUUGGGACCUUAGGAACUGGUGGUGGCACCUUGAGGUCUUCAGGAACUGGUGGUGACACCUUUGGGACUAGUAGUGGCACUUUUGGGACCAGUGGGACUGGUGGUGGCACCUUUGGAAGUGGUGGGACCAGUGGCGGCACCUUGAGGUCUUCAGGAACCAGUGGUGACACCUUUGGGAACUUUGGUGGUCAAGGAGGCGGUGGUGGCACCUUGAGGGCUUCAGGAACUGGUGGUGACACCUUUGGGACUGGUGGUGGCACCUUUGGGACCUUUGGUGGCCCUGGUGAUGGUGGAGCUGCUCCCACCGGUCCAACUGGCCAAACUGGUUUCACUGGUGACCCCAGAACUUCUGGAGGUCCUGGAGCCACUCCCGGUGGCCAAACUGGCCAAACUGGUGGCCCUGGAGGUCCCAGAGGUGAUUUUGGUGGCCAAACUGGGCAAACUGGUCAUGGUGGUCAAGCUGAUGACCCCAGAGCUUUUGGUGGUCCAGGAGCCAAUCCCAGUGGCCAAACUGGUUUUACUGGUCACGAUGGUCAAGCUGAUGACCCCAGAGCUCUUGGUGGCCGCAGAGGUGAUUUCAGUGGUCACACUGACCCACCUGGGUGGCCAACCUGGUCACUUUGGUCACUCUGGUCAAUCCGAUGA